Molecule: messenger RNA, 1174 nt
Organism: Caenorhabditis elegans
Lineage: Eukaryota; Metazoa; Nematoda; Chromadorea; Rhabditida; Rhabditidae
Gene: nrsn-1
Exons: 4
Coding region: 12-743 (243 amino acids)
Cellular component (GO): transport vesicle
Source: RefSeq, marked reviewed
AUCCGCAUGACAUGACCGGAUUUCGUCUGGGUAGCAACAAAAAGGAGAAGCUGUCUCCAGGGACAGCCAAACCUUCUGCGCUGGUCGAUGAGGUAAGCGCACCUCGAAACUUUGGAAUCAAGAACUACCUUCACCAAUUCUAUGUGACACCAACCGGUGAUGAUGUGGAGGGUGGCGGCGCGAUGGGUGGUCCGAUGAGCGGAGCAGCGUGGUACUUGCUACCACCGCCACCGGCUCAACGGAGAGGCCUCUUGGUCUGCCGAAUCUGCACAAUCAUCGGGCUGUUGUUCCUGAUCGCUGGAGCCGUUACCAUCUGUAUUGGGUAUACAUGGAGAGAGGAGAGAAACAUCGAACAGUCCAUCGAGCGUUUUGUUCUCUACCAGGACGAGAACGGUGGUCUCUAUGUGCCACGUGACAAGCUGGAAAUCAUCCUUCAAGAUCCGAUGCGUUUGUGGAAGACUGUUGGAUUUGGAAUGUUCACUCUGGGAAGUCUUCUGUUGGCAUUCUCAUUGGCAAUUCCAACUGCCGCCGCAAUGGUCGGUACCACCAGAUUCGCAGCGUUCGCCUCGCCGGAUAAUUCUCCCAACGAGCCGCCCGUUCGGGUGUUCCCUCAUUCGUCGAAUGUCGCCGGAAUGAGCAGUGGCCCAGUACCAGUGAUGGAAGAGAUUGCAAAAGUUCAGCCAUCGGAGAAAAAGUCGCCGACCACCGUUCCAACCGACUUGCUCGACCAAGAAGUGCACUGAGAAAAGGAGCGAGAUGACACGUGGCGCCGCGCAAGUUUAUUGAUUUUUUAUUGAAAAAAUCGAUAAAUCCGCCGGUUCAACGAGUUGUCAAACUUUUUUUUUCGUUUAAUCGUUUAAAUAAUCCCGCCCGUCCACAACAAAAUCGACAAAAAUCAAUAUUGUUUCUUUCAAUUUAUUCCCCAAACACGCCCACGCACACACACACACACACACAAAAGACGAGAGAGCACGAGAACCGAGAGACCCCAGAGAAAUUUCCAACAAUUUUCUUCCUCCAAGCACACACACACACACACACAUACACACACACAAACCACUUGGUGAAACAAAUGUUUUUUUAAGAAAAUUCUUUUUUAUUAAUUUUCCAAUUUUCCUUUUCCAUUUUUCUUCCGUCACUUAAAUUUGAAAUUAAUAAAAAAGCUGUGAAUUUG